AUGAGUAUGAGUAAAGAUGUGGCAUUCAUCAAGGAGUGGAUGGCGAAGGAAGCUUAUCUACCUCACGAUAUUGAUGACAUGCUGAUACAGAAGUUUUUGCACAGCUGCUAUGGAAGUCUGGAAAAAACAAAGAAAUGCAUCGACCGCUUUUGCUCCACACGCAGUCAAUUGUCAGAAUUAUACACUAAUCGCGACCCGCAGUCUGACAGCAUAAAGACUAUUUUCUCUGUGACUCGCGUGUGUACAUACAAAGCUGGGGAUGAUGAAAUCCUCAUCCAUCACUAUGAUGACCCGGAGUUCGAGCACUUCGCCUUCUAUGAUCUUUUAAAGACCCUCACCGUCCAAGCUGAUUAUUGGAUUAACUUCCACAAUGUCUUUCCUAGAGGACACAUAGUAAUUCUGGACAUGUCGUGUUUCACAUUAAAGAUGGUACCAAAGUCGAAUAUUAUGUACUUCAGGGAUUUUAUUCUCUUUCUUUUGGAAGGAAUGCCAGUUCGAGUACAUAAAGUAUACGGAAUAAAUGCACCGUCAUACUACGACAAAUUAUACUCUCUCGUGAAGCCUGUACUGCCAGCUGAACUAUGCAACAUUAUCCACUUCUUCCACGACUACGAAUCUUUACAUAAGCACAUUGAUAAGAAAUAUUUGCCGGUCGAGUACGGAGGUGACGCACCCAGCACGAAAACUGAGAAUCAAGAUUGGAUUAAAAGAAUCAAUGAGCAGAGAAAAAUGUUCCUGGAUGACAAUUUAUGGAAAGCUGACCUCAAAAUGCGACCGAAGAGCGACUGCAACGCGAUGAAUGGCUCAUUUAGGACACUUUCCAUAGAUUAA
This is a messenger RNA of Pieris macdunnoughi, 831 nucleotides long. Lineage: Eukaryota; Metazoa; Arthropoda; Insecta; Lepidoptera; Pieridae. The record is from the annotation of a GenBank genome assembly.